Molecule: messenger RNA, 1602 nt
Organism: Sabethes cyaneus
Lineage: Eukaryota; Metazoa; Arthropoda; Insecta; Diptera; Culicidae
Product: cytochrome c oxidase assembly protein COX15 homolog
Exons: 4
Coding region: 107-1384 (425 amino acids)
Biological process (GO): heme A biosynthetic process
Cellular component (GO): mitochondrial inner membrane
Molecular function (GO): oxidoreductase activity, acting on NAD(P)H, heme protein as acceptor
Source: RefSeq, a predicted model, not a curated record
UGUUUUCUACUUUUUCAAGGUUUUACGCAUUACGUUUUUAUGUAAAACUUUAAAUUACUUGGAAUCAUCUCUGUUUUAAAAUUAGCAAUAUUACCUAGUUCGCGAAAUGUUCAGCGUUCUUCGUUUGUCUGCUUGUUUAGUGCGGAGCCCUGGGAGCUUCUCAAGUUCGGUGUUUAAAAACCUAGCUCCUAAACGAUCGUUCCUGAGUUUUGCAGGCCACACCGGUAACGGCCGGUCACUACUGCAAAGAGUUGAAAAGAUUAAACCUACACGCAUUUUACAAACCUCACUAACGCGGUACUGUACAAAGCCGGAAGUAACCGAAAAGGGCCGCAAAGCGGUUGGCUAUUGGCUGCUGGGAUGUAGCGGAAUGGUCUUCGUUGCUGUCGUGUUAGGUGGAGUGACACGUUUAACAGAGUCGGGACUUUCAAUGGUAACGUGGAAGCUGCUAGGGGAAAAGAUGCCCAGAACGCAGGACGAGUGGGAGCGAGAGUUUGAACGGUACAAGCAGUUUCCAGAGUUUAAGAUCAAAAACAAAGACAUGACGCUUAGUGAAUUUAAAAUGAUAUGGCACAUGGAAUUCGGUCAUCGAAUGUGGGGUAGACUAAUUGGUGCAGUUUAUGCGAUACCUGCCGUAUACUUUUGGUCCCGAGGGUAUUUGAAUCGUGGUAUGAAAAUCAGAACAGUUGCAUUUGGGGUUCUAAUUGCUGCUCAGGGUUUGAUGGGCUGGUACAUGGUUAAAUCUGGCCUAGAGGAUCGAUUCCAUGAGGAAAGCGACGUGCCGCGUGUUUCCCAGUAUCGCUUGGCUACUCACUUAGGAUUUGCAUUUGUACUGUAUACACUGUUUUUGUGGUCAGCACUGGACAAACUUCUGCCAGCCCAGAGAUUACUGGGUAACAUUCCGGCAGCAUCCUUGCGGUUUAAGGGAUUCGCUCAUGCCACUAAAGCAGCAGUAUUUUUCACCGCUCUUUCCGGUGCAUUUGUAGCUGGGCUGGACGCUGGAUUGAUCUACAAUUCGUUCCCGAAAAUGGCUGACCGAUGGAUCCCAACUGAUAUUCUUGCUCUUUCUCCGACUCUGCGAAAUUUUACCGAGAAUCCCACGACGGUUCAGUUUGAACAUCGAAUCCUCGGCACGGCCACACUGACACUCAUCACGGGAAUGUUUAUGCUUUCGAGACGUCGCGUAUUGCCGCCGAGGGCAUACACGGCAGCAACGGCCGUAGCUGUGAUGGGAUGGACGCAAGUGUUGCUGGGUAUUACGACCCUGCUUACGUAUGUUCCGGUGCCGCUGGCAGCUAGCCAUCAGUCCGGUUCAUUGAUUCUGCUUUCGUUGGCCAUUUGGCUGACACAUGAACUAAAGCUAGUCAAACGUUUGCCCAAGUAGUGUUCCACAAAAUGUUUAAGUGUACUUACACAGAUGAAUGUGUAGAUGAAAAGAAAAUAGAUAACCUCACGCGUGCUGGUUAAAAAUAAAUGUAUUAAAGAGUCAAACGAUCUCUUCGCCAUUGCAGCAAACAAAUCACGUAUUCAUCGCAGAUGGUUUUGCAUUUUCAGAUCAGGGUUAACUAAGGACACACACAUUAAAUAUAAAUAAGAGGACUA